Molecule: messenger RNA, 1694 nt
Organism: Camarhynchus parvulus
Lineage: Eukaryota; Metazoa; Chordata; Aves; Passeriformes; Thraupidae
Product: basic proline-rich protein-like
Exons: 13
Coding region: 197-1612 (471 amino acids)
Biological process (GO): reticulophagy; autophagosome assembly; autophagy of mitochondrion
Cellular component (GO): phagophore assembly site; extrinsic component of membrane
Molecular function (GO): phosphatidylinositol-3-phosphate binding
Source: RefSeq, a predicted model, not a curated record
GGGGCCGGAAGCGGCGCUCUGUGGCGGUGCCGGUGCCGGUGCCGGGGUCGCUCCCGGAGCCGCUCCCGGUUCGGGCCCGAUCGCGGCGCCGGAGCCGCUCCCGGUGCUGGUGCCGGUCCCGGGGCCGGUCCCGGUGCGGGUUCCGGUGCGGGUCCCGCUCCCGGUCCCGCUCCGGUGCCCUCCCGGUGCCGCGGCCAUGCCGCGCUGGGCGCGGGGCUGGCCCGAGGCGCUCAAGGCCCGCGCCGCCCGGUACGCGCUGCAGCGCUGGCUCGGGCCCUUCCUGGAGGAGCCGCUGCGGCUCGAGCAGCUCGGGCUGGACCUGCGGGGAGGCACCGGGAGCCUGCGGGAGCUGCGGCUGCGGGCGGCGGCCGUGGACGAGCUGCUGGCGGGGGCGGCGGCGCCGCUGGAGCUGCGCGAGGGCGGCCUCGGGGCCGUGACGGUGUCGGUGCCCUGGGCCCAGCUGGGCUCCGAGCCCGUGCGGCUGCGGCUGCAGCGCCUGCGCCUCGUGCUGCGGCCCCGCCCGCCGGGGUCCCCGGGGCCGGGGUCGCCCCCCCCGGGGGGGUCACAGCAGGGCCGGGACCCCCCCCCAGAGCCGCCCCCGCUGGAGGGGCUGGAGGCGCUGGCGGUGACCAUCGACACAGUGCUGCGGCGGCUGCACGUGCUGCUGGAGGACACCGAGCUGCGCCUGGAGCUGCCCGCUCAGCCCGGGGGGGGCCCGGGGGGGGCCCUGGAGCUGCACCUGCCCAGGGUGGAGUACGAGGACUCUGGGGGGGGCGGGGGCCCCCCGGCCGUGCUGCACAAGGGGCUGCGGCUGCGCGACCUGAGGCUGCUGUGGCAGGAGCUGCCCCCGCCCUGGGCACAGGUGGCCGUGCCCCCCCCCGUGCUGGCCGCUCUCCUGCCGGGCCCCGCGGAGCUGUGGCUGCGCCUGAAGCAGAACGAGAACGUGCCGGGCCCGGGGGUGGAGCUGGAGGGGAAGGUGGGGGCCCUGCACCUGCUGCUGCCCCCCCCCCUGCUGGGGAUCCUGCGGGGGCUGCUGGGGGCCCUCGACCCCCCCGUGUCGCCCCCCCGUGGCCGCAGCCGCCCCCUGGGCCCGCAGGACCUGGCGCUGAUCGAGCGGGAGCUGAGCCGGGGGCUGGGGGGGGGGCGCGACCCCCCGAGCCCCCCCGGCAGCGAGCUGUUCUACUCCAUGACGGGGUCCCUGGGCGGGGGACAGCGCUGCCCCCCCCGAGGAGACCCCCACGGGCAGCCCCUCCCCCAGCCCUGCCGGCAGCCCCCGGUGCCGCCGCCCCUCCCCCCACAGCGGCGCCCCCCCAGGCCGGGGUCCCCCCUCCCGGGGGGGGUCUCUGCGGCUGCAGGUGACCCUGGGCACCGUCACCGCCCUCCUGCCCGAGCUGGGAGGGGCUCCCAGCCCCGCCCACCAGCGCCUGUGGGCGGAGCUCUGCGAUGGCCACGCCCACCCAGCCUGGGACCACGCCCUGCCCUUCCCCCACCUCAGGCUGUGUGCGGGGGGGGCCCAGCUGUGGCUGUCCCGGGGGGGCGCGGGGGGGCCCCGGGGGGGGCUCUCUCUCGCCCGCCUGGAGCUGCAGGAGGAGCUGCCGGGGGCGGAGCCUGACCGGAUACAGGUCCUGCAUUUCCCUGCCCCCCCGGACGCCAGCCCCGCCCCCGCCCAGCCCGUGCUCCGCCUCCGCUGGGGC